Molecule: messenger RNA, 1605 nt
Organism: Epithele typhae
Lineage: Eukaryota; Fungi; Basidiomycota; Agaricomycetes; Polyporales; Epitheliaceae
Exons: 15
Coding region: 1-1605 (534 amino acids)
Source: RefSeq, a predicted model, not a curated record
AUGUCCACUACUCCUAUUUCCCCUGCGUCGACCCCCGAAGGUCGACAAGGGCUCUACAGGAUCAAGCUCAAUAUACCCGCGGCGGCCCUUACCGCUCAUACGAAGGUUUUGUAUUUCUCGGAUGAGGACCGCGCUAUCCUUUCCAAGGAUCUAGACGCCUCCACUUUUGGCGUCGAAGACCCAGAUGUGCCCACUACGCCUCCAUCCACCGCAUCUUCCGACCUCACCACUCCAACGUCCAGAGAGCUCCCCCAAGACUUCGCGGCGCUUUACGUCGGCUCCGACGACGACUUCUACGACAACCCGAAGGAGAUCGACCGCGCCCCUGUCACUCCCGCGGGAAAUCGCAAUUUGCGGGUAAAUGUGACGGGGAAAGUGCCACUUCAUAUAUCCAAGUUCGCAGAUCCACACCCGGAGGAAUUUCAUAUGUAUUCAUAUGUCGCCAACGUUCAACUCAGCUGGGACGAUAUCAAUGUGUACUCAGCCAAACUUCUUCCCGACACAGCCUCCAACAACACAUGGACCUACGUACAAAAAUACUUGCGUCUAGUGAUUUAUCAGGAACGCGCUGCACAACUGGAAGAGUGGCCCAGACGUAUGAUUCCGCGUCCCAAGAUGUCCUACCUUCAAGUUCCACAAUACUGCAAUCCGCCACUGCGACAGAACUUCAGGGAUGUCUAUGACGCAACGCAUAUGACAGCCCUGCUGAAGUACGGAGACCGCCUCUCCGUCACGCUCGUGCAUCCGGAACUUGACGAGCUUGUGAUGGAAGUCCCGUACAUGUCCGGUUCCACAGAGCACUCCAUGGAACCCUUAACCGACGGGAUCCUGGGGUUUGGGCCUCGCAUGUAUCAGCCACACCUCUUUUCUACUGAUACGAGUAAACGUGCACCGCCCUCGUUCAUGGAAGCCAUCAUGGAGCAUCCUGGUUUAGUGAACAUUCCGCUAGAGUUCGACAUCACAUCUAGCGAUACGGGCCUGGUUUCUAUUUUAACUUCGGCCCAUAAAACCAUCAAAACGCACACAUCGCGCUUCCAUACUACGGCCGAUGCGUGGAAGGUAACACUCGUUGGAUUCACAGUCACGCGUCUCGAAGGAACCUCGCGGACGCCGCACUCAAUCCACGUCGACCUUCUCGACGCAGACGUCUCGGCCAUCCGGUUGAGGUUCUUCUGGAUUCAGGCGGCUUACACAAUCAGCAAUGCGGAGGAGGCUUACGCAGUGCAUGUCCCGGCUUUCCUCGGCAAAGUCGGUCAGCCGGGACACCGCCAUUUGCCGAAGGUACCGUUCACCCGGGCUCGGCCGGACUCACCCGGUUACCUCGGCAGAGUCUUCCGGCCGGACUCACCCGGUUUUCCCAGGGGAGUCGUUCGGCCGGACUCCCCUGGUUUUCCCAGAGGAGCCGCCCGGCCGGACCCGGUCGAAGUCUGGCUGAACCUACCCAAGCAUGCAGCAGCCACCUUCAAAACCUCUGAUACUUGGAGGUGGGUGUCCAAGGACAGACAUACCAGGGAGCACAAGGGUCCAAUGCAAGCAGCAGACCACCAGGCAGUGGUGCAGGCCCGACACUGCACCAGGUGGCAAUGGACGGAUGGCCGGCGAUAA